GUCCAUGGACCAUGGUGGAGGGAGUUAUUUCUAUUAAGAAGUCUUGGAAAUUUAUUUUCCUUUUUUGCUACAUGUAUGAGCUUGACAUGUAUAGGGACCUAUUGAAAUAUACCCCAAUUUAGUUUCAGUUUUAAAAUUAUAAUCAGACAUGCCAACCAUUCCCUUUUUAGAGUAUUUGUUUCUCUUUUUUGCUAUGAAUACGGCAAUACGCUUCUUUGUAUGAUUUGUUACUUCUUUUUAAAUUUCCGAUCAUGGAGUAUGUAUUAUACGCAGCGCGGGACGCUAGCGCCGGUCCGACAGUCCCAGACCGGUAAAAAUCACUGUCGGGCAAGUAACUUGUUGCAUGAAAUGAACAAGUAAAUCCUUGCCAACGUGCACCUGUUUAAAAUGGUGAAUUAUCAAGUUUUCAAGUAGAGUAAUUUCACAUGUUUUUUUCACCGAUCUCACUACAACAGGCUGGCGAUUGUUACGUUGAGACAAAUUUUCAAAAAUACUCUUUUUGUCAAAAAAUAAGUUUUUUCCUACUAGAAUACCUUUUUUUGUUGUAGAAGGUUGACAGGUCUGUAUAAUGAUUGCUAACUACAUGUAGUAUAGACUUUGAAAUUUAUUUGGCCAAAGUUUUAUGCUAUCCCUGAGACCAAAUGUGACCAUGUACAGUAGCAUACAUGUACAUGUGUACAUCUACUCCUCUUUUUUUAUCCAAAAGAUGAGCUAGAAAUCUUGGUAUUGUAUGCUUAAUUUCCACUAAAUGUUUCGUUUAUCUUUCAGGGGGUUCACUUGCCAAUAGUUUGGCUAUUAUGACUGAUGCUGCCCAUCUUCUAAGUGACUUCGCAAGUUUCCUUAUCAGCAUCUUUGCCCUGUGGGUUGCCAAGAGACCAGCUACAACGAGGAUGUCAUUUGGCUACUAUAGAGCAGAGGUCCUUGGUGCCGUAAUAAGCGUGCUAAUAAUCUGGAUUGUGACUGGAAUUCUGUGUUAUCUGGCUGUCUUGAGGAUUAUCAACGAUGAAUAUAAAAUAGAACCCAAUAUUAUGCUUAUUACUUCUGGAAUCGGAGUGGUCAUCAAUAUUAUAUUAAUCAUCAUUUUGCAGGCAGGUGGAGGCCACCUACACAGUCAUGGGGGUGGGGGAGGCCAUCAGCAUCUGGUGGAGGAGGAUGCAGAAGGGGGCAAAAACAGCAAACAUGAUAAAAAGAAUAUUAAUGUUAGAGCAGCUUUUAUCCAUGUUAUUGGUGAUCUCAUUCAGAGUAUUGGUGUCUUAAUAGCAGCUGGUAUCAUCAAAGCAAAUUCUGACUGGAAGAUUGCGGAUCCUAUCUGUACAUUUUUGUUUUCCAUCUUAGUACUCAUCACAACUCUUACUGUAUUAAGAGAUGCUCUCAAUGUUUUAAUGGAAGGUGUACCCAGACAUAUCAAUUAUCCAACUCUUAAGAAUGAUUUAGAUACAUUACCAGGAGUCAAAUUUGCUCAUAGUCUUCAUGUAUGGAGCUUGACAACAUCCAAAGCAGCCAUAGCAGUACACCUAGCAAAAGCUGAAGAUGCAGAUAGCGAAGACGUUUUACAGGAAGCAUCCAAGAUGAUACAAAAAAAAUAUGGAAUACAUUUCAUGACCAUCCAAGUAGAAAAGUACCAACAUGAGGCCAUGACCAACUGUGCAAGAUGCUCAGAGCUGUGAUGGUGAGGAGCCAAUCAGAAUAAAUCCAGAGGUCCUUCCAUUCACUAAGCUUACAGUAUUUGUCUUUAUUCUGGACCUUGGUAUAGUUUGACCAUGGUCUAGUUAUGGACAGCCAAACCUCUUCAAACUUUCCUGCAUUCCUCUUUCAUGAAGCACUAAAGAUGAUCGCUAUUUUAGUAGUCACUCAGGUUUCUGAUAUACACAUUAUGUCAGACACAGGGCCUUGUCCAAAGGCUAAACGAAAUGUUGCAGAGCAUUGUGUGGAUAACCGUUCGGUUAACUGCUGCUUGUUGAUUCUAAUGCAGGGUUUAAGAACAACUUAAUGCUGAUAUUACUUGAUGUUUCUAUUUUGAAGUUAGAGAGUACAUCCGUCAUGCUUUGAUGAGACAUAGUUCAUGCUUUAUGUGAUGAUUACACUACAAGCUGAAAUUUGCAUAUAGUUUUUUUUUUAAGGAAGUCCAUUGUUGUAAAGUGAUCCACUUUGAAGAAUCAUUCCAGCACUUACAGAUGUGGCAGUGCUUAAGAAUAUUACGUGAAGAUGUACCAAAAAAAUAAUUAUGGUUCUCCUAUAUAGAAGAUGCAGCUUAACUGGAACCCCCCAAAAAGAUAUUCCAGUUAUUUGAAGAAUAUUAUAUACAUCACUUUUUUUUAAUACGUAAUCCUAUUCAUUAUGAUCAUACAGGGUAAUAUAAUCUUACAUUGCUUUGACUUCAACUCCUCAAGGUUUCUUGAAUAGAUAUGUUUAAAAUGAAAUAAAAGGCACCUCCUUGCAAAAAAAAAAAACGAAGCAAAAAAAAUGAGCUGCUGUUCUUUCCCUAUUUCUUCCAUUGUCAAAUAUAUCCCUUAUUAUUUUCUUCAUAUAAUUUUUGUAUAUCCUCAUUAUGUAUUGUUUUUCUUACCCAUUUACUUUCUUGUUCAUUUUAUGGUGCUCUGGAAAUGACAUUCUCCUUGUACCCAUAACACUUUACUUCACUCUUAACCUGCUAUACUAAUUAUUGCCUGAUUAUUGCCAAAUGAGAAGGGUCUUAACUGUGAUUAUAAUUGUUAUCAAGUAAUAUUACCAAUACUGACUCCAUUUCUGAAUAUGCCCUAUUGUGGCAUAAAGAUAAAGAUCUCUCUAAAAAAAAUUUAAAUCAUAUUAAGAGUGUUACUUUGAUAAAAGUUCAUGUACUCAGUGGUUUGCUGUGUAAAACUAAAUGCUGUCAUUCUCUAUACACAACUCCUGAAAUGAGGUCGCCCUAAAAUCAUGAUCGGCUGUACAUUUGGUUGGGUGAAUUAUAAUUGUAAUUGUAAUUAGUUAUUGAUAAUUGUUUCACCUUCAUAAAGAAAUUUACCAGUAACAAUGAAAUAGAGAAAUAGAGUACAAAGGUCACAUCUGCACUUAAAAUGAAAUUGGCUGCUUGAAUUGAUCCCUGCCAUAUUACCAAAUUUGUGAACACUUGUGGAGAAUAAACUUUCGUGAAUAUUACCCUUUUACACUGUUUGACUGAAAAUACACUGUUUAUUCAAUUUUAUUGCCGAAUUGCAAAAAAAAAUACAUGGGUUUCAAAAUGAAGAUUUCAUCAACAACAUAUAAACAUUUCUUACAUUGAUAUGGUCACCAUUCAAAGUCUUCUCUGGGAUUUGCCUCCAACAAACUAAAAUAUUGGUAAGAAAGUUGCCUUUUGGGUUGAAAGGGAACCUUGAAUCCAAUAAUUCAAGAUUUGCAAAGAACAAAGGAAAAGUCUUCCUAUUGUCUUGGUGACAAAUUACCCAUCUUUUUGGUAACAUCUCCAAAAUGAUCUUCCAUAUGUUGUUUAUUGUAAAUGUAGUGCAUUCCUCUUCUGAUGAAAUCUUCCCUCUCCAUAUUUUUUCCAAGGAUAUGCAUUUUCAUGUAGGUUGAGAAAUAGAGUUGCUUUUUGGUAGAUUGCCAGGAUAAGAUAACAAGAGACUAAUUAUGGCCAUUGUCCAACAGAUCAGUAAUGAACUGACAUAGCAAUGCACCUGAAUCAUUGCAUAGUCAAUUAAAACAACUUUCUUUAUUUAGUUUUGCAUUCCUCGAGACAUCUAUGCAGAACCAAUUUAUCUAAUGAGAAGGCGGUAAUAAGGUAUUUUAGUACUGCAUUGCAACUUCCAAGUAAUUGUUUCCAAGGUAUUUCAUAUCAUCAGUAUAGAGUCAAACAUGAAGUGUUUGAUAUUGUUAUUAAUUCAUUAUGCAUAGUAGAUAAUUAUUGUUCACUCACUUCAGUGUAGCAUAGCUCUGCACAAGGCUGCAAGUGAUGCCCUAUGCAUGCAUGGACUGGAUAUGAAAUCUAUACUAAUUACAGAGUGCAACCAACUAUACAUUUACAAUCCCAAUGUUAUCUUCUGUUCUCUCCUUGUCUGACAGUUACAAAGCGGCAAUUUUCUUUUGAAACAUAUGCACACAUUGUAUACUUAUGCCUACAUGAUAUAAUAUUUGAUGCAAGAUAAAAAGAGACAUGGAGACAACUUGCCUUUGCUCCAAGACCUUAAGUGCCAUACCAUGGCCCCAGUGCACAAAGGUUACUAUUAUAGUAACUUUGUCAUCCAAUGGUAACUGCCAUGGUAACAAUGCUCAUCAGCCAAUCAAAAUGAAGCAUUCCAUGCAAGUUACCAUUCAAUGGUUACCAUAAUGGUAACUUUUAUGCAACCAGUCCCAGGAAUCAAUAAUGCAUUGGCAUCACUAAUGCAUAAAGCAUUUUCAUUUAUUUGAUGCAAGAUAAAAGAUCACUUAAUGUAGAUAAAAUGCCUUGGUCAAUGGCCAUGCCAGGUAUCGACCCCUGGACGUUCAUGGUGUAGUCAGGCAUCUUAGAGCAGUCGUCCACGCCACUAAGGCACCCCAUUUUGUAACCAAAUCAAACAGAAGGCUGCCCUCUAUUGGCAAUAUUUGUGGCAGAUUGUUUUUGGCAUUGUCAGAAGAUCUAGAGAGAAUAUAAAGGCUUGGUCCCACUGCAUUAACGGAUGCAGAGAGGAUGUGAAUUGGAAAAGAAUCUUGCCAUCCGUUGGAAAACGUUAGGUAUCCGUUGUGUACUCUUCGCAUAUGUGUUUCAUACGCUCUAUAUCCAUCCAUGUUAAUUGCAAAUUUACGAUGACUGAUGGUCUAUUUUGAUGCAUUGAUUGCAGAUUUGCAACGGUAAUUUGUGAUCAAUCACAAAUAUGUUUUGCUAUUCUCCCUUUGAAAGGAAUAACAUGAAUUAAUGGUAAUGGAAACAAUCGUCUUUCACUCCAUAAAUUUGUUUAUAUCUGGGAGUAUGUGUUUCAAAACAAACUAUUGCUGCUUUUGUUUUAGCCUUAAGAAAUGUUUCUUCAUUGCUAUUUUGAUUUUUUGUUGUUCUUGUAUUGAUUUGUUGAAAAAUUGAAAAUGGUAUUCAAUUAGACACAAAGGAAUUGUUUUGUAUAGUUCCAUGCUCUGGCGACAAUUGCUCCGCUCCAAAUCCACUCACCAACUGAAGAUUUAUUUUCAACCCUGGAUUCAACGUUGUGCCCUACCUUAAACCUAACAUAAAACCGUAUUGCAACCCCAACCCUACAUCUUAAGAUGAAAAAAAGCCUGGAGCAAUUGUCACAGGAGCAAAUGUCAGGAAGCAUUGUCAUACAGCUGUUCCUAAGUGGCAUGCACGCUAUUCCAAUAGUUAUCGGGUUUUUCAUAAUCAGUUUAGCUGAAGUUGGGAUGUGUUGUUUUUCUGUUUUCUGUAGUAAUUACAAAAUUUGCCACACUGUUGAAUUAUUUGUCUAAUCCACAAACUUUGGGGAACAUUUUGAAUUACAUUUCACAUUCCAUUGGUUGGUAAACUCAUUGGUAAUCUUUAAGAUCAGAUUCAUGAGACAGCCCCUGAUAUGUUUUAUUCAUCUUCUAUAAAAGCCCCGUACUUCAUGUGCAAUUGAACAAACUAUGCUAAGUUUUGUUUUAGUUUAUGUAUAUUUUAGACUUUGUAGGUAAUAGAACAUCAUGUGUUAAAUGUUUUAUGAAAUAAAUUACUGCUUCUUUACUCUAGUAUAAUACCUCAGAUACAUCAAGUAAAAAGCAGCAAGCUCAGCAACCUGCAACACUGACCUUAUCCGUCGGACCAAAGUUUUAUUCAGAUUAUGGAUUAUAAACCUGUGCAUUGUCACCACUUCUCUUAUAUCACUUAAGUAUUCUCUGUGUAAUUUUAACUGGAUGGUGUACUCCUUAAAUUUGCAUGCAUCAUCUUUGCAUUAAAAAAAUCGAUCAUUUGUAAAUUUACCAAUGAUAUGACCUUGACAGACCAUUAACAUAUAUAGAGUAUUUGAAUUGUUCUCUACCUCAAAUUAAUAGUAAUGAUUAUAGUAUAGGGUAUGUGUAUAGCACACGUAUCUGCCUUGAUAGGUGCUCAAGGCUCUCAUAUAUUACUUAUAUACUCCAACUAAGCUCGGCUACCGAUUCCGAUGCACUCGGCUUUCUGAGGAAUUACUUCCGGCCAGCUACCAUUUACCUCACCUGGGUUGAGUGCAAGCACAUUGUGUAUAGAUUUCUUGCUUAAAGAAUUAUCCUAUGGCUGGAUUCGAACCCACAACCCACUAUUUCAAAGUUUGGAGGCUGAUCCACUGGGCCGCAACAAUAAGAUCUCAUCUUGUUCUAAGCAAAGUCGCCUUAAUGAUUUCAAAGGGUUAUUUUUUUCAAAAGAAUCAUUAUGAUGGGAGAUGGUUGUUGAUAAGUUAGGAAGCUGUGUUUUAGAAACAGAAUUAUAUUAGCUUGAAUUUUCAUGAGAUUUUGUCGUAGUUUAAAGUUUCUGCUAUUGUGUGUGGCCUACAGCCGUGGAUCCAAGAUUUAUUAAGGUGUUGCAAUUCGUCAUCAAAAUUUGACCAGCAAACCACCCCUCCCCUUUCUCAAUAAAAAGUUUAUCACUUACAAAAUGAAGUGCAUUUUGUCUCCAGAAAAGGAGAUGAAUUGAAGCAAAACAAAAUCACUUUCAAAUGAAGCAAUUUAGGGGAUGAGGUUGAAAUUUUUCAAGGUGUGCCCACUUCUUUCGCCAAACAUCAACUGAAUCUGUAAAAAGCUGACUAUGCUGAAUUAAUAAACCAAACUUGAAUAUUUACUCAAA
Molecule: messenger RNA, 6730 nt
Organism: Lytechinus pictus (painted urchin)
Lineage: Eukaryota; Metazoa; Echinodermata; Echinoidea; Temnopleuroida; Toxopneustidae
Product: proton-coupled zinc antiporter SLC30A2-like
Exons: 6
Coding region: 798-1667 (289 amino acids)
Biological process (GO): response to zinc ion; zinc ion transmembrane transport
Cellular component (GO): plasma membrane
Molecular function (GO): zinc ion transmembrane transporter activity
Source: RefSeq, a predicted model, not a curated record